CAGCAGCAGCAGUAGAAAAAAAAAAUCGUUUCCGAUUGACUUUGAAGUAGACGUUUACCACGGCGAUGGCUGCGUCUUCUUCGUCCUCUUCUGCGGGAGGAGUCAGCGGCAGCUCGGUCACUGGAUCUGGGUUCAGUGCCUCGGAGCUCAUCCCUCCAAGAAAGGUGCUUUACACGUAUCCUAAAGGCGCAGGAGAAAUGAUGGAAGAUGGCUCAGACCGAUUUUUAUGUGAGUCUGUUUUCAGCUACCAAGUUGCCUCCACACUAAAACAAGUUAAACAUGAUCAGCAAGUGUCUCGAAUGGAGAAACUUGCGAGCUUGGUGGAGGAGCUAGAAGCAGACGAGUGGCGGUAUAAACCUAUUGAGCAGCUAUUAGGAUUUACACCGUCUUGAAUACAGCUAUCAGGUGCCUUCAGAAAAUAAAGAAGCCAAAUAGAAGGAGGUGGUUUAUUUUAGUGUAUAGCUAUAUUCAUUUGUUUGGUUUUAUUCUAUUUCAGAUUCUUUAUAUCUGGAAAUACUGAAUGUGAGAUCACUUUCGCAAUAGUCUGAGCAUUGCUUUCUUUUUAAACACGUCUUGUUUACCCAAAAUAAAAUAACUAAAACACCUCUCAGUAAAAAUCUUUGUUUGUAAUAAUUGUAAACAUAUCAAAGUUUUUUUCUGCAAGUUCUUGGUAUGUUUUUUUUUUCCAUCUGAUUUAUGCUGGAAGGUUAGGUUGUUUUUCCAGCCAAAGCUGUUCUCAGUGUUAGGGGAGAAAACAUUUAUGUUGUGUAAUAAAUCCCUUGAAGUGAGGUAUUGUGUUUCCUCAUGGCUGCUUUGUAACUCAUAAAUCUGAAAAACUCCUGCCUGCUCGCUCUCUCUCCCCUCUCCUUAGUGAGUCCUCAUCUCUGUUUGCUCCAGCACAACAAAGGGAGCUUGUAAAUAAAGUCAUACUUGGACAUUC
Molecule: messenger RNA, 940 nt
Organism: Labrus mixtus (cuckoo wrasse)
Lineage: Eukaryota; Metazoa; Chordata; Actinopteri; Labriformes; Labridae
Gene: anapc16
Product: anaphase promoting complex subunit 16
Exons: 4
Coding region: 66-392 (108 amino acids)
Biological process (GO): protein ubiquitination
Cellular component (GO): kinetochore; cytosol; anaphase-promoting complex
Source: RefSeq, a predicted model, not a curated record